AUGUGGCGGCCGCUGGCCGCGCUCGCCGCCCGCGGGGCCAGCGGAGCCCGCGGCGGGGCCAGCACCAGCCCCGGGGCCUGCUCCGCCGCCGGGCCGCCCGCGGGGCACCGGCCGCUGCUGCUCCUGCUGUCGCUGCUCGCCCGCCACGGCGGCUGCGGGAGGGCUCUGCGGGCCUCGGGACACCGGGACUUCGCCACCGGCACCGGGAGAGUUGAUGUGAACGUUGCUGUGUUGUUUUUGGCCAGGUCGGCGCAGGAGCUGCAGCAGCUGGAGAGCCCCGGGCAGGCGCGGGAGCAGGAGCGGCCCUGGGAGCUGAUGAUGGAGCGCCCGCACUUCCGGCUCUGGCGCCGCCCCAUCCCGGGGUCACCCCUCUACCAGUACCGAGUUUUCGGUUCCUACACUGACGUCACUCCCAGGCAAUUCUUCAACGUCCAGGUGAGCAGAAUUCCCAGAAAUUCCUGGAAAUUCCUUGGGAAUUCCUGGAAUUUUUGGCCCCUUCUGGAGCUGGGCUGGGAAUCGGGAUCUGGGAUCUGGGUCACACGCUUCCCAUACCCGAUGUAUUCCCGGGAUUACGUUUACGUUCGGCGCUACAGCGUCGACAGCGACCACAACCUCAUGGUGCUCGUGUCACGGGCCGUGGAGCACCCCGGGAUUCCCGAGGACCCCGAGCACGUGCGGGUGCGGAGCUACGAGUCCCACAUGGUGAUCCGGCCCCACCGCGGCUUCGACGAGAACGGCUUUGAUUACCUGCUGACGUACAGUGACAACCCCCAGACCGUGUUCCCCCGGUACUGCCUCAGCUGGAUGGUGUCCAGCGGAAUGCCGGAGUUCCUGGACAAGCUGCACUCGGCGGCGCUGAAGGCCAAGAAAAUGGAGCUGGAGCUGCGCGAUUACCUGAGCCCGGCCAAGGGCCCCGAGCCCUGCGGGGCCGCGCGCCUGGAAUACGCCUGA
Messenger RNA from Sturnus vulgaris (Common starling), 951 nucleotides. The record is from RefSeq and is a predicted model, not a curated record. NCBI's taxonomy places the organism in Eukaryota, Metazoa, Chordata, Aves, Passeriformes, Sturnidae.